AUUUCAAGCCCAGCCCAUGAACAUGCUUCGUUAAAAAAAACACUGCACAAUUUUGGCUAAUCGGCAACACUCCGCAAGUGCCCUCUCUCUGUCUCUCUCUCUCCCUCAUCAAUCAGUGAUUAGCCAUGAAGGUGCGUUCAUCAGUGAAGAAGAUGUGCGAGUUUUGUAGGACAGUUAAACGUCGUGGGCGUGUAUAUGUACUAUGCACAGCCAAUCCCAAGCACAAACAACGACAAGGCAUGUCAACAUUUGCAUAUGAAGGCCCACUGCCUCUGAUAUCCUCGGAGACAAAUGCCAAUCAGGAGACUUCGCUCGCUCACAGCUUGAGAGCUGGUGUGCCUUCUCUUAUUCCAAAAAAGAAUGAACCUUCUGUUAUGUUUGGAUGGAGAAUGGGUCUUGCUUCUCUUUUAUCCAAUCAGGACAGUAAGCAGUAGAAGAUAAUGCAGAAAUGUGGAAUCACGGGUCAACAGACAGCACUACCUAUUUUUAGCUCCUUGAAUUGCAUUAGUGCUUUACUAAUUCUCUGUCUCAUGAUUAUGUACUUUUGACUACCUUCGCCGGUGGGGAGAAUACCUUACAGUAAAAAGGAAGCAGAAUACUGGAAAAACAUUUGCGUAUGUUGCAUGUAUGGAAACCAAUCUUUAUUUUCAUUGCUGUCUAGUCUUGUUGAAAUUGUUUGAUUUUGGUUAGACCUUUCUUUCUUUGUUUUGGGAUUAAAAAACAAUCGUAAUUUAGAAUUCAAAAUAGUCUACAAUAUUCAUUUUGCUAGGGCCAUUAGGAUUGCUGUGUCUGGCUUUUGAAAUGGAUGAAUAAAACAUUUGGCAGGUCUAGUUA
Messenger RNA from Camellia sinensis, 834 nucleotides. Its product is annotated as Ribosomal protein L36. The record is from RefSeq and is a predicted model, not a curated record. NCBI's taxonomy places the organism in Eukaryota, Viridiplantae, Streptophyta, Magnoliopsida, Ericales, Theaceae. Gene Ontology annotation, cellular component: ribosome. Gene Ontology annotation, molecular function: structural constituent of ribosome. Gene Ontology annotation, biological process: translation.